Messenger RNA from Thelazia callipaeda (thelaziosis nematode), 1125 nucleotides. NCBI's taxonomy places the organism in Eukaryota, Metazoa, Nematoda, Chromadorea, Rhabditida, Thelaziidae. The record is from the annotation of a GenBank genome assembly.
AUGUUUACGGGGCAGCCAUGGACUUUGAGCGAAGAAACAACUCUGCUCAAUCAUCAUUAUCAGUUAGGAGAUAUCAUCGAACGAGGUCCGCUAAGUACGGUUUACCGUGCAGUACAUCGUAUAACUUCAAAGUUAUAUUCUGUGAAAAGCAUCGAUAUGCAAAAAUACUCCGUGAAUUCAGGAUUAACGAGAACAGAUGUCGAUAAGGAAAUCGAAAUUUGUGCCAUGUUGAAGCAUCCAUUUUUGUGUGAAUUGAAAGAUGUAAUAGUGGGUGAAAAAGCAGUUCAUAUGGUAUUUGAAUUUCUUGAUGGCGAUGAUAUUUGCUUCGAAAUCGUAAAACGAACUAGCGCUGGUUUCGUUUAUAGUGAAGCGGUCGCAAGUAAAGACAAUUCGGCGCCUCUCAAAUUGACUGGUUUCGGUGUUUCACUCAAAUUACCAACACCAAAUGCCAUUAUUCCAGCUGGUCGCGUAGGAGUUUCACAUUUUAUGGCACCCGAAGUAGUCAAUGAUUUAGAAUACGGCACAAAAGCUGACAUGUGGAGUGCAGGUGUGCUAUUGUAUAUACUUCUUUGUGGACGUUUACCUUUUGUAGGAACUCGACAGGAAGUAUAUGAAAAUAUCACCGAAGGAAAAUAUUCUCAUCAUGGUGGGACAUGGCAAGAGAUUAGUGAUUCAGCAAAAGAUUUACUGAUUAGACUGCUCACUGUCAAUCCAAGCAGUAGAAUAUCUGCAGAAGGUGCCUUAAGUCAUGAAUGGCUACGUGAACGUUGCCCUUCUACUCCACGUAAACAUUUGCAAAGUACAGUAGAACAGAUUCGAAGAUAUAACGCAAGGCGCAAAUUAAAAAGUAAUAUACUAGCAGCUGUGAAUAGCGAAAAAUGGGCAGAAAAUUGUAAUUGUACAGUUCGUAGUAAUAAGCUAAUUGGUGCAGACGCGGUGCUAAGUGGUGACCUUCUACCUGGAGGUGACACAUGCGACGCUGAUGGUUGUACGCGGCGAGGUCCCGAGCAAGAAAUCCCUGAGGAUUUGGCUGGCGUUCAAAUGGUAUCUUAUCUAUUGCUAAAAUUUUUCCUACUGAAAGAAAUUUUAUAUCGAAAAUUCAAAAAAUCGAAUUUAGCGAAAUAA